Messenger RNA from Macrosteles quadrilineatus (aster leafhopper), 1061 nucleotides. Its product is annotated as ATP synthase mitochondrial F1 complex assembly factor 2-like. The record is from RefSeq and is a predicted model, not a curated record. Gene Ontology annotation, cellular component: mitochondrion. Gene Ontology annotation, biological process: mitochondrial proton-transporting ATP synthase complex assembly. The transcript has 6 exons. NCBI's taxonomy places the organism in Eukaryota, Metazoa, Arthropoda, Insecta, Hemiptera, Cicadellidae. The coding region runs from base 109 to 1005 and encodes 298 amino acids.
AUUGGAGUUACUAGUGAUACAUCAGAUAGGUUAUAAAGAUAAAGAUAUGUUUUGAAGCAAACAAUUAAACCCAAAUAAAUAAAGCAAACCCUAUAAGUUGUAGAUGGAAUGAGUAUGUUUCGCAAAAUUAGUUCUUUGGGUUUGAUACACCAAGUUGGUGCGAAUUGUUCUCAUUCAUUUUGCCAGUCUCAGUUUGUAAAAUUAGUAAACGUUCCUUAUUUAAGCAGGAAAAUACAUUUGACAGUUGAAAGGAACCAUCCAGCUCUUCCUAAAAGGUUCUACAGGAAGACCAGUAUAUUACGUGGUGAUGGACAAUUUGAGAUCACACUGGAUCAAAGAAAACUCAAAACACCAAAGGGAGCUAUUCUGAAAGUGGACAAUGAGGCUCUUGCUUUGGCUAUUGCUACAGAAUGGGACUCCCAAAAAGAAGAGAUUCAGCGCAGCAACAUGCAUCUGACAGCCUUGUGCAGCACUGUAAUCGACAACCCAAACAACCUCACAAAGUUUGACAUAGUCCAAGGCAUUUUAUCCUACCUGGAGACAGAUACCAUACUCUUUCACUCCAAGGAGGAUGAGAAUUUGUAUUCAAUCCAGCAGAAUGAGUGGCAGCCCCACAUAGACUGGUUCUGUCAAAGGUUUGGAGUGACGAUAGCUGCGACACACAACAUCGGACCUCCGCAAGUCUCUGAUGACAUCAAGGCUCAGAUACAGAGGCACCUCAUGUCUUACAACUUUGCUGCCAUACAUGGUUUCCUGUUUGCCAUAGAAGCACUCAAGUCCGCCAUCUUGACACAUGCUUGUGUUGAACGAAGGAUCUCUGUAGAGAAGGCUGUGUUACUGACCAGGCUGGAGGAGGAGUUUCAGUGCGGUCACUGGGGCCGUGUGGAGUGGGCUCAUGAUCUCAGUCAGUUGGAUCUACAAUCCCGUGUAGCGGCAGCUGUUCUGUUUAUUCACCUCAACUCUAUGUCGGAACACAUUACUGCCAAACGAAAAGCAACUCAGUAAACAGUUGAUUCAGCAUCUAUAACCAAACAUAAGGCAUUAAAUUAUUGAUCAAUUAA